Molecule: messenger RNA, 1071 nt
Organism: Pseudopodoces humilis (Tibetan ground-tit)
Lineage: Eukaryota; Metazoa; Chordata; Aves; Passeriformes; Paridae
Source: RefSeq, a predicted model, not a curated record
CGGACACCGGGAACGGAACCAGCAAUGGGACUGGAAAUGGACUGGGAACGGAACCGGGAGCGGGAACAGAACCGGGAACGGCACCAGCACCGGGAAAGGAACCGGGAACGGCACCAGGACUGGGAAAGGAACCGGGAAUGGAAGCAGGACUGGGAAAGGAACCGGGAACGGCACCAGGACCGGGAAAGGAACCGGGAAUGGAAGCAGGACUGGCAACCAAACCAGCAUUGGAACUGGGAAUGGAUCCGGGAACGGACCUGGGAACGGAACCGGGAAAGGAACUGGGAAUUGAACCGGGAAAGGACCCGGAACAGAACCGGGAAAGGACCCGGAACGGAACCGGGAAAGGACCCGGGAAGGGACCCGGCCGUGUCCCGGUGCCGCCGCUCCCGUGUGUCCCCUCCCCGCCGGUGCCGGGGUGUCCCCACAUCCCCCCUGGACCUGGAGCCCCCCGGGAACCCCGGAGCCGCCGGGAGCUCCGGGGAGCUUCGCUGCACUUUAUGGCUCCUGCCCUCGGCUGCACUGAUCCCCGUGAUCCCCGUGAUCCCCCCGAUCCCCCGUGAUCCCCAUCCCACCCCCGGCUCCCUCCGUCCAUCCCGGACCCCAAAUCCCAGCCCCUCCCCCGCCCCCGGUCCGAGCGUUUCAAGAGUUUUGGCUUCGCUCUCCUCCCGCUCCGGCUCCGCUUUUCCCGCCGGGAUCUCACCUGGGGCUGGGGGAGGGGCGGGGGGAUCCCAUCUGCGGAUCCCGUGGGAUCUGGGGUCAGGGGAUCCCAUUUCUGGGAUCAGGGGAUCCCAUCUGUGGGAUCUAAGGAUCCCCACCUGCGGCUCCUCUGGGAUCAGGGGAUCCCUCCUGUGGGACCUGGGAUCAGGGGAUCCCCACCUGUGGGAUCUGGGAUCCAGAUCAGGGGAUCCCUCCUGUGGCUCCUGUGGGAUCUGGGAUCAGAGGGUGCCACCUACUCCCCCUGAGGGAUCUGGUCAGGGGAUCCCACCUGCACCUCCCUCGGGAAGGGAAUUCCAGCAGAAUCCUGGAGCAGGGAUCCCUCUCUCAUCCUAAGGGGGCUCUGGAGCAGGG